AUGUCAAUACUCAAGAAGGUGUCUGCAAAGGAAUCCAGAUGCCAUAGAAGCGACAACGCCACAGGUUACUAUCGUAAAGUUGACUGCUGCAGGAAGUUUCGGAUACAACGUUCGUUGUACUUGAAAAUGUGAGAUGAAGAUGAAAAAUUGCGUAACGAAUCUGUAUGAGAAUUCGUUACUCAGCCUGAAUAUGAUAGAGAACACCACCGCGACGUUGCCAUAAUAGCCGAUAAUUGUCCCUUUAGUUACAGCCGCUAUUCGUUCCAAGCGAUGAGAAUGAAAAACCACUUCACAGAGUACGAUUAAUCCAAUAUAUGUACUCAUCUCAAUGCUGCUUUGUAGAAGGCUUUUGUAGAAUAUCCAUUCCAAGUCGUAGAUGUUAUAUACCCCAGUUCGACCCGAAAUCCACUUAUCAUAUGCAUCACAGAAUAG
Messenger RNA from Haemonchus placei, 432 nucleotides. NCBI's taxonomy places the organism in Eukaryota, Metazoa, Nematoda, Chromadorea, Rhabditida, Trichostrongylidae. The record is from the annotation of a GenBank genome assembly.